GGAACCAUUUUUUCCUUCAUCCAUCAUCGAAGGAGUUAUUUUUUGACCAUUCGUGCUUUUUCAUGGAAGAUCCURCAGAAUCCUACAGAAACCGAAACAAUUUCCCUUCGUCAAUCGUACGUACCCAAGUACCGUACUCGUAGUGUAAUCGGACUCCAAACAGUAACAGUACCGGUACCGUAGUGUUUGAUUUGUGACAAAGUGUGCAGUGAGCAUUUUGAAACAAAGAAAGCAGCAGCAACAAAAUAUGAGUAAUGCUACAGCCACGAGGCCAGCUGCUGCAUUGCCGAUCGAUKCCCGCAAUGCCGAGCCGAUUCAGAGACGGGUGAAAAUUGUGGUCGUCGACAAAUCGGAUGCCACAAACACCACCAUGAGUACCGACAACCACGAAAAUUCUCUCGACGACGAGGUUUUGCWAAUCGAGCUGGACCCGACAGAGCAGCACCUGAUGGACACGCUGAAGAAGACUGCUGAUGCACUAAGGGAAGGAAGGCUUUCGCUCGGGAAAAAGAACGUUCAAAUACGCAUCGCCGGAGGAUGGGUUCGCGACAAGAUUUUGGGGUUGCAAACCCACGACGUAGAUAUUGCACUGGAUGCGUGCACUGGUGUGGAGUUCGCCCAGACMGUGAAGGAAUUCCACGAAAAAGAACACGGCGCCAGUGGGGGCAACAACAGMAAAGACGGCAAGGACCGAAUCGGAAAAAUAGGCGUGGUUGCUGCGAACCCGGCCCAAUCGAAACACCUCGAAACCGCGUGCUUGCGGAUAUUUGGAAACGACGUCGACUUUUCCAACCUGCGCCACGAAACCUAUGCCGAAGAUUCGCGAAUACCAGACACCGUCAUGGGCACGCCGCUCGAGGAUGCCUUCCGACGAGAUUGUACCAUGAAUGCCCUCUACUACAACCUCAACACGGGCAGCGUCGAAGACUGGACGCGGCGUGGCUUACAAGAUCUGCUGGAAACCAAGGUGGUACACACRCCCCUAGAAGCCUUCCAAACCUUCCGUGACGAUCCCCUCCGGGUGUUGCGGGUCAUUCGAUUCGCGGUGCGAUACGAGAUGGAGCUCUCGGAGGAAAUAAAGUCCGCCUGCAAACUCCCACAGAUUCACAACGAGCUGCGCCGCAAAGUAAGCAGGGAACGGGUAGGGAACGAGCUGGAGGGAAUGCUCUCGGGCAAGCACGCCGAUCCAGCCAAAGCAAUGGACCUGAUUUGCAGUUUGAACCUGGGUGGCAGCGUGCUGUAUCUUCCCGAUGACGUAAACAUCAUGGGAACCAUCGGACAAAUCCGACUGGAGCCUACUCCGUACACGCGGGAGGAUGCGGACGGAGAGGGUCUCUCCCGUCUCCGAGAGUGUGCAUGGUUGGAAACGCAGGAGUGUUUGCGAGCGCUGUCCACAAUACUGGACUCGUUUGUCUCCAAUACCAAUGCAAUUACAUCCCUGGACCAAAGGAUUGUAUAUUUGGCGGUCUUUGUGUUGCCCUAUAUGAAGUUGCAAUACUUGGAAAAACAAAAGACAAAGAAUGUAGUAGACUAUAUGAUACGAGAUGGGAUCAAAUUCAAAAACAAAGACGCGGUUUAUAUGGACCUCAUAACACAGAAUCUGGAUCAAAUGGUUCUGCUCCUGGAACAAAACACGACCAUGGACUGCACCCCAGCGUUGAGGUUGCAGGCGGGAUUGCUCGUGCGAUCGGCGAAGGACAUGUGGGUGACCGCGCUCGUAGUUGCCGCRGUGGUUCUGUCACGAAAGCAUGGAAUGUCUCGGGACGUCGGCUACUGGUGUGCCCGUGCCAAAGAACUGUACGAAGCCAUCGCCAUUGGUAUGAACCUSGACGGAUGCUGGAAAACCAAACCUCUCAUGAACGGAAAGGACUUGAUUCGUGUCCUAGAAUUGGACAGAGGCCCUGUGGUGGGUGUCUACAUGGAAGAACAGGUCAAGUGGACACUGACGAAUCCAAAAGGCACCAUCGAAGAACUCCACGGUCAUCUCAAGAGAUUCAAGACCGCUCGAGAGCUUGGCAACGACGAUAUGGAUGACCAACCCGUUUUGAAAAAAAUGCAUCUGGAAUAGAWYUACCGAUUGAGAGGUUGAGAGAGAACGAUUCUGCAUUUUUCGUGGUGGAGAAUAGUAGAAUAAUGAUAGAAACCAGGUACUUGAUACAUUUGUCACGUGCAUUGAGUGUAAUCAACAGCAUGUGGCCUG
Molecule: messenger RNA, 2200 nt
Organism: Pseudo-nitzschia multistriata
Lineage: Eukaryota; Bacillariophyta; Bacillariophyceae; Bacillariales; Bacillariaceae
Source: the annotation of a GenBank genome assembly